GCACAGCAUGUGCGGUUUUUCUUAAAUAAAAUUAUUUAAAAAGUUUAAUAAAAAAUUAACAAUUACGUCGUGAGAAUUUUGUUUAGUUCAAUUUAAGCAGGAUGACGAAUUCCACAAACAUAAAUAUUAUCGGGAGUGUUAUGGAUGGUGUGGACAGUGGAAGUUUGGAAGUAAAGAAAUUCCCCAUAGAAUACAGGGUGUAUCCAUUACGAUGGCUGGUUCUCUUUAUAUUCGUUUUGUACUCUGCCAGUAACUCUAUGCAAUGGAUUCAGUACACCAUCAUACAAGACACGGUAGUAAAGUACUAUGGGGUGCCAGAAAUCGCAGUCUACUGGACUUCUAUGAUCUACAUGCUCGCUUAUAUCCCUUUAAUCUUUCCUGCGAGUUAUCUCCUAGACAGAACAAAUCUUCGAGUAACAAUACUAAUAGGUUCGUUUGGAAACUGCGUGGGCGCCUGGGUGAAAGUCAUCUCAGUUCGCCAGGAUCUGUUCUGGCUUAGCUUUCUGGGGCAAACUGUGUGCGCAUUUGCACAAGCCUUUGUUCUAAGCAUACCGUCACGAUUGGCUGCUGUCUGGUUUGGUGCUGGUCAGGUAUCUUCUGCUUGCAGCAUAGGGGUGUUUGGUAAUCAGCUAGGUACCGCUGUGGGAUUCCUGAUAACCCCAAUGAUAGUCCGCGCACAAGGUUCUAUGGAGCAAAUAGGAGAAGAUUUCAAAUUUCUCUUCUACCUUGUCGCUGGCUUCACUACUUUACUCUUUGUGCUCAUUAUCUUAUUCUUUAAAGCAGCACCAGCCACACCACCUUCAGCAGCAGCAGACCAGGAAUUAGCAAUUGACUCAAACUUCCUCAAAUCUUUGAAGAAUUUACUGACGAAUCGAAACUACUUAUUGUUACUAAUCUCUUAUGGCAUAAAUGUUGGUGUGUUCUAUGCUAUUUCGACGCUACUGAAUGAAUUGGUAUUGAGGUAUUACGUGGGAGCAAAUGAAGACGCAGGGAGGAUAGGCGUCGUGAUUGUGGUAGCAGGAAUGGUUGGGUCUGUUGUUUGUGGGGUCAUCAUAGACAAGACUCACCGGUUUAAGGAGACGACACUUGCCGUAUAUGCUGCGUCAACCAUCGGAAUGGUCAUUUUUACCUUUACUUUGAACUGUGGCUACAUCAGUGUUGUAUACUUCAGUGGCAUUUUGCUUGGAUUCUUCAUGACAGGAUACUUACCGGUCGGAUUCGAAUUUGCUUCAGAAGUCACUUAUCCUGAACCCGAGGGAACAACGUCCGGACUACUUAAUGCUGGUGUUCAGGUCUUUGGUAUCGUUUUAACCCUGCUCUUCCAAUGGAUGCUAGGCACAGUUGGGGACCGAUGGGCAAAUGUAACCAUGUGUGCUAUUCUCGUUCUUGGUACUGUCCUUACAGCUGUCAUACAGUCGGACUUACGACGUCAAGCUGCAGAAAAGAAAGAGCCGAAAUAGGACUUCACUUCAAGCAAUAUUAUACAAAUGUUAAGUGCAUUACUAGAGAUGUGCUAAAUAAUCGUUGAUUAGUUAUAAUCAGUAGAAAGAGUUUGAGAAUCAGAUUAUUAGGUUAAAGAUGGGAUAUUAUUGUGUCGAUGAACUAGAAAAGUAAUAAAUACAGGUACUCGAUAAACCGCAUCUUAAUCAACUGUGUGAAUCUACAUUAUUAACUCUGGAAUUCCUAUACAGUUACCAUUGCUUUAACAUAAGUUUAAUUAUGUUUUAUUAUUGCGUAUUCUGUAACUGUAUUUAAGUUUUGUUUUGCGCUAGCGCAGUAAGAGUUUGUAUGCAAUGUAAGAUUUAUUGAAGUUAAUUUUUUUUUAGUUUUAAGUGUAAGACUUAUCCAGUCGAAUAUAGGAUAAAGUAGUUCCUUAAAAAAUUGUUGUUUAUUUGAAAGAACGGCAUUUUUUAGGUUUCGAUUUUCGAAUACAUUAAGGUGGGAACUGACC
This is a messenger RNA of Pieris napi, 1951 nucleotides long. RefSeq names its product feline leukemia virus subgroup C receptor-related protein 1-like. The transcript is spliced from 7 exons. Lineage: Eukaryota; Metazoa; Arthropoda; Insecta; Lepidoptera; Pieridae. Gene Ontology annotation, molecular function: heme transmembrane transporter activity; heme binding. The record is from RefSeq and is a predicted model, not a curated record. Gene Ontology annotation, biological process: heme export; transmembrane transport. Gene Ontology annotation, cellular component: membrane. The coding region runs from base 102 to 1460 and encodes 452 amino acids.